AUGAAAGGAAGACUCGCGUUUGUCUUUGGAAUAUUUCUUAUUUGCAUGGCUCACAUGCUGAGCUGGAAUGAAGCUGUCGAGUUCAAGUUUACCAAUGCGGUGUGUGAGAGCUGGAAUAAAACUAAUAUUUUGGUUGAAGUUCAAAUGUUCAAAAAGGCCAAUGGCUACAAGCCUUGGCUUAUUAAGACGGCCGUGGAUGCCUGUCGAUUUGUGAAAAAGUCGUACAAUCCAUUCGCUAUCCUCGUCUAUAAUCUAUUUAAGGAGUUCUCUAAUAUCAAUCACACAUGCCCCUAUAUGAUCGGUUGUGAUGUGAAGAGGAAUACCGUACUGAGCGAACCAGCCCGAUAUCAGUGCGUUGGCUACAGAUUUUGCUGUGAUGUCUACUAA
This is a messenger RNA of Drosophila nasuta, 387 nucleotides long. RefSeq lists its product as uncharacterized. The record is from RefSeq and is a predicted model, not a curated record. Bases 1 to 387 code for a protein of 128 amino acids. The transcript is spliced from 4 exons. Lineage: Eukaryota; Metazoa; Arthropoda; Insecta; Diptera; Drosophilidae.